Ambispora gerdemannii is the source of this 1395-nucleotide messenger RNA. The record is from the annotation of a GenBank genome assembly. Lineage: Eukaryota; Fungi; Glomeromycota; Glomeromycetes; Archaeosporales; Ambisporaceae.
AUGGCAUCAGCAGUCUUUGUUCUAGAUCUGAAAGGCAAGGUCCUCAUCUCUCGAAACUAUCGAGGAGACAUACCGAUGUCUGCAGUUGAAAAAUUUAUGCCUCUUGUACUGGAAGCUGAAGAAGAACAACAGGCACCAACACCUUGUUUUACGCACGAAGGCGUUAGUUACCUGUAUAUCCGGCAUAACAAUUUGUAUUGUAUCCUUUUUGCAGAAGCUGGUGUGGGAAUCUGGAAGCGAAAAAGAAGGAUGUUUAAUAGAUCAUCCUUUAGUUAUUUUGCAUCCUCAACAAUUAAUCUAUUGUAUUUAUUGGAACCAGUGCUCGCUUUAACCAAAAAAAAUUCAAACGCCACCACAAUUCUAUUAUUUCUUCACAAAUUAACAGAGGAGCUCGAGGAAGAAUCGAUUCGUGAUAAUUUCGUGAUUAUUUACGAGUUGUUGGAUGAGAUGAUGGAUUUCGGGUAUCCGCAGACUACCGAGACUAAGAUCUUGCAAGAAUACAUAACACAAGAAUCACACAAAUUAGAAAUUCAAGUACGCCCACCAAUGGCCGUCACGAAUGCCGUAUCGUGGCGUUCAGAAAACAUCAAAUAUCGCAAAAAUGAAGUAUUUCUCGACGUGAUAGAAUCGGUGAAUCUGCUCGUGAACGCCAAUGGGAAUGUGUUACGGAGUGAGAUUCUCGGCGUGAUAAAAAUGAAAUGUUAUCUUACCGGGAUGCCGGAAUUGCGACUCGGAUUGAAUGAUAAAGUGAUGUUUGAGAGUACAGGCCGUUCGCCGACCAGAGGUAAAGCGAUCGAGAUGGAAGACGUAAAGUUUCAUCAAUGUGUACGAUUAUCUCGGUUUGAGAAUGAUCGUACCAUUUCGUUUAUCCCCCCCGAUGGCGGAUUUGAGUUGAUGAGUUAUCGAUUGAAUACACAGGUCAAACCUUUAAUCUGGGUGGAAGCUCAAAUAGAAAACUACACCGGAUCAAGAAUUGAAUACACGAUAAAAGCAAAAGCACAAUUCAAACGACGAUCCACCGCAAAUAAUGUCGAGAUUUAUGUUCCGGUGCCUGACGAUGCUGAUACGCCGAAAUUCCGGAGUAGUAUUGGCUCAGUACACUAUGCUCCUGAAAAGUCAUCUAUCGUAUGGAAAAUCAAGCAGUUUCAAGGAGGCAAAGAUUUCUCAAUGCGGGCUCAUUUUGGGUUACCGUCAGAUCCUGAAAAGAAACCACCGAUCGGAGUAAAAUUUGAAAUUCCCUAUUUCACCACAUCAGGAAUUCAAGUGCGGUACCUAAAGAUUGUCGAGAAAAGUGGAUAUCAGGCGUUACCUUGGGUACGCUACAUUACACAGAAUGGGGAUUAUCAAUUACGUAUGCCUGAGAGUAUAAAGAACAAUAAAAUGACAUUUAUCUAA